AUGGGAGGAGCCAAACCUUGUACUUCUCCUGUUUCUGCACAUUGCAAAGUUGUUGCUCAAUCAGGCACUCCUUUGUCAUAUCCUACUUCUUACAGAUCUCUUAUUGGUGCAUUGCAAUAUUUGACUUGGACAAGACCAGAAAUCAGCUAUGUUGUUAAUCAAGUUUGUCAAUACAUGCAUUCUCCAACCUUUGAUCAUCUUAUUGUUGCUAAGAGAAUUUUGAGGUAUAUCAAAGGCAUUAUUGACUAUGGCAUAUUGUUCAGUAAAGGCCUCACUGCUGUACAUGGCUUCAGUGAUGCUGAUUGGGCUAGUGACCCUGAUACUCGAAAAAGUACAGGUGGUUAUUGUAUCUUUUUUGGCUCCAACCUUAUUUUCUGGUCUAGUAAGAGACAAUCUACAGUUGCGAGAUCUUCUACUGAAGCUGAAUUUCGCAGCCUUGCCAAUUCUGCAGCUGAAGUUAUCUAG
Molecule: messenger RNA, 465 nt
Organism: Papaver somniferum (opium poppy)
Lineage: Eukaryota; Viridiplantae; Streptophyta; Magnoliopsida; Ranunculales; Papaveraceae
Exons: 1
Coding region: 1-465 (154 amino acids)
Source: RefSeq, a predicted model, not a curated record